Liolophura sinensis is the source of this 2227-nucleotide messenger RNA. RefSeq names its product probable ATP-dependent RNA helicase DDX52. Gene Ontology annotation, cellular component: cytosol. NCBI's taxonomy places the organism in Eukaryota, Metazoa, Mollusca, Polyplacophora, Chitonida, Chitonidae. Bases 79 to 2073 code for a protein of 664 amino acids. The record is from RefSeq and is a predicted model, not a curated record. Gene Ontology annotation, molecular function: ATP binding; nucleic acid binding; RNA helicase activity. Gene Ontology annotation, biological process: maturation of SSU-rRNA. The transcript has 16 exons.
CACAAAAACGUCACUUCCGCCUGGAGAAAAUGAUUUCUACUCGCGGCUAACGCUACUUCCGGGAAAAAAGAAACAAGCAUGGACGGCUUCGAUUUAUUCAAGAAACUUGGUGUUGGGGCCAAGUUUGACUACAAACGAUUUCAAAAGGACGCCGAACAGUUAAAGCUUGUGCAGCCAAAAUGUUCACAGAAGGAUGUUACUAAAGCGUUGGAUUUUUUUGGUGAUUCUGAGAAGACAGUUCAGAAGAUUGAAUCUGCAGAGGACAGGCUGAGCACGGAAGAGUCUGGACAGUCUGAAAGCAGUGAAGAAGAGGACUCUUCACAUGAUGGAUCACAUGACUCUGAUAGCCAGUCAGAAGCUGAGUUGCAGUUGCUAGGUAACAUCAUAUCAAAAGGAAAACAGGAGAGUAUCCAUGUUUCCAAGAAAAGGAAAAAGAAAGGCAAAAGUCCGCAGAAGAUUGCAGCACUGAAACAAGAAGAGGUAAACCACUUGCGAAAUAAACACCGUAUUCAUGUGUAUGGCAGCGACAUCCCUGACCCUGUUGUGACCUUCGACCAGCUGACCUCUCGGUAUGGGGUCAACUCUCGUCUCAUCAAGAACCUGGUAUCAGCUGGCUAUAAGGAUCUUACUGCUGUACAAAUGCAGGCUGUCCCUGUCAUGCUACAGAGACGUGAGAUAAUGGGGUGUGCCCCAACUGGCUCUGGAAAGACGGCAGCAUUCAUCAUUCCUGUUUUACAUCACCUGAAGGGGCCCAGGUCUUUGGGGUUCAGGGCGGUGGUGCUGGCACCCACACGAGAGCUUGCCAAACAGACGUGUCGUUGGUUUCAGAGGUUGUCUGAAGGACUAGGGUUAAGGAUUCACUACAUAGAGAAAGCCAGUACAGCUGCCAAAAAGUUUGGACCAAAAUCGUCCCAGAAAUUUGAUGUUCUUGUUGCCACCCCGAACAGACUAGUCUACCUGCUUCAGCAGGACCCACCAUUAAUACAGCUUAAAAAUGUUGAGUGGCUUAUCGUUGACGAGUCUGACAAGUUGUUUGAAGAGGGUCAGAGAGGUUUUCGUGAUCAGUUGGCUGUGAUUUACAAAGCUUGCGACAACAACAAUAUUCGGCGUGCCAUGUUUAGCGCCACCUUUGCUAGCGAUGUGGAACAGUGGUGCAAACUGAAUCUAGACAACGUGGUGCAAGUUCAUGUCGGUGCAAGAAAUGUUUGUACAGAAUCUGUUGAGCAGGAACUACUUUUUGUCGGAGGAGAAUCAGGAAAGUUAAUUGCCCUGCGGGAAAUAUUUAGAAAGGGCGUGAAGCCUCCAGUUCUCAUCUUUGUUCAAGCCAAAGAUCGCGCCAAGGAGUUGUUCCACGAGUUGAUUUAUGAUGGAUUGAACGUGGAUGUGAUUCACUCCGAUAGGACCCAGCUUCAGCGGGAUAAUGUGGUGAAGUGUUUCAGAGCGGGAACCAUCUGGGUGCUGAUCUGCACGGAACUGAUGGGGCGUGGCAUUGAUUUCCAGGGAGUCAACCUAGUCAUCAAUUAUGACUUUCCAAACAGUGCUGUCAGUUAUAUCCAUAGAAUAGGUAGGACUGGGCGGGCAGGAAGGGGUGGGAAGGCCAUCACAUUCUUCACCCAGGAGGAUGCUGUCAACCUCAGGAGCAUCGCUAACAUCAUGAGGGAGGCAGGCUGCUCUGUUCCAGAAUACAUGUUGACCUUGAAGCGACCUUCAAGGAAUGAACGAAAGAAGCUGUCUCGUCAAAAUCCGGUGAGAGAGAAUAUUUCCACAAUGCCUGAAGAUAAAGUUAGAGACAGAAAGAGAAGAAAUUAUCUGAAGAGAAGACGUUUGGAAGCUAAAGCAGAGGUUAAGUCAUCGGCAGAGAAAAGGACAAAAUUGGAUGAAACAGAAGUCAUUGAGACAACCAAAAGUGUGAAACCACUGAAACAGAAAGUCAGUGAGACAACCAAAAGUGUGAAGCCACUGCAACAGAAAGUCAGUGGAAAGAAGGAGAAAAAGAACCGCUUUAAACAGACAGUCAGCAAAAAUAACAAAACAAACUCCCGUAAGGACAGACUUAUGGAAAACACAGAUUAAACUCGAAGAAUUAUCUGGUAUACUGUUCUGCAGAGAAUGAUCUUUUAAUGCGCUGGGUCUCUUAGAUUAUUCACAAACAUUUAUUGUGUGUACAAGAAAUGACUGUCAGAGGCUCUGUCCUGAUAUACAUGUAGCAUUUCACCUCGGUAAUAAA